AUUUAUAAGCUACCAUGAUGAAUUUGCUCAGUGUAUAAUAUAUAAUAUAUGAUCUUGUUUUAGGCCUUUUACUUGUCCAUAUGAUGGAUUGUUCAACAUUUUAUGCCAUUAUUUUUCUUAUUCUUGGUAGCCAACAACGUUAUUUUCCAAUCCCAGGUGUCGUUUCCAGCAAUGUUUACAUCGUUUAUAUGGGUGGUAGAAGCCAUGAUGACCAACCUGAGCUAGCUGAAGUUUCUCACUAUCAGAUUCUCUCCAACAUUCUUGGAAGGUUUAAUUGCUGAAUUAUAUAAAUUGUUUUUGCUCUAAAUUUUUAGGGAAAAAGAAAGGUUAUCAUGCAUCUAAAUUAUCUUUUUGGCCUUGAAGACAUAUGGAAGAUUGUUGAUGGAUUUACUUGGCCUGUGUUGUUUUACCAGUAAGGAAGCUGCACAGGAUUCGAUUCUGUACAGCUAUAAGCAUGGAUUUUCCGGGUUUGCAGCAGUUUUAGAGCCUUUUCAGGCUGCAGCUAUUGCAGGUUUUUACUGACUGUCUGAACCCUUUUCAGCAGUAAUGAUUCUUGACCUUUUACAGUGUUUAAAACUAGUUUUAAAAAUGCAGGCAUCCCAGGUGUUGUUCAUGUAAUUCCUAAUAGAAUCCUUAGUUUGCAUACUACUAGAAGUUGGGAUUUUCUUCAAGUUCUGCCUUUUAGGAGUGAUGGGAUUCUUGCAAGAGCUGAAUCUGUUGGCUUAGGUUCCAUAAUCGGUGUUUUGGAUUCUGUACAGGGAUAUGGCCAGAAUCUGAAAGCUUUAGAGAUGACAAAAUGGAAAGUGUGCCACCUCGUUGGAAAGGAAAAUGCCAGGCAGGAGAGAAAUUCGACCAAUCAAACUGCAAUAGGAAGAUCAUCGGUGCUCGAUGGUACAUAAAAGGAUUCCAGGCCGAAAUUGGUAACAUUAGUACAGAAGAUGGAGCCGAAUUCUUAUCAGCCCGAGAUGCCACAGGACAUGGAACGCAUACAUCAUCUACUGCGGCUGGCACAUACGUUGAAAAUGCUGAUUUUCUCGGGUUAGCGAAAGGGCAGGCAAGAGGAGGUUUCCCUUCAGCGAUGUUGGCGAUAUAUAAAGUUUGCUGGGCAAGUGGAGGUUGUAGCACUGCUGACAUCCUUGCGGCUUUUGAUGAUGCAAUUUUUGAUGGCGUGGAUAUCAUUUCGAUGUCUCUGGGUUCAGUUCCUCCACUUUCAUCGUACAUUGAUGAUGUUGUUGCUGUCGGAUCUUUCCAUGCUGUGGCUAGAGGAAUUCCGGUGGUUUGCUCUGGUGGAAAUGGCGGUCCCUUUCCGCAAACGGUUGUAAAUACCUCUCCAUGGGUGAUCACUGUUGCAGCUAGCACAAUUGAUCGGGCUUUUCCAACUGCCAUUACCCUUGGGAACAACAUAACCAUUGUGGGCCAGUCUUUAUAUGUGGAGGAAAAAUUUGAUGGGUUCUACCCUAUUGUUUAUGGUGAAGAUAUAGCUUCUGAUGAUGCAGAGGAAUUUGAAGCAAGAAAUUGUGAUGAGGGAGCCCUAAAUGCAACUCUUGCACAGGGUAAGGUCAUCCUUUGUUUCGAAUCACAGUCUCAAAGGUCCGCGAUUUCUGCUGCAAGAAAUGUACUGAUUGCUGGAGGAGUUGGACUCAUUUUUGCCCGUUUUCCAACUAAAGAAGUGGCACUCUGCACUGAUGUACCCUGCAUACAAGUGGACUUUUCACUGGCAACAACUCUGCUGACAUACAUUGGAAGCGCAGACAAUCCAAUGGUGAAGUUCAGUGCUCCCAAGACUUCUUUGGGUAAAAUGAUCUCCCCAGAGGUGGCUCUCUUCUCUUCUAGAGGACCGAAUUCGCUGUCUCCCUCGGUCCUCAAGCCCGACAUCGCUGCUCCUGGAGUUAACAUAUUGGCUGCUUGGUCGCCUGCUUCCUCCGUCCUCACAAAUGUGGAUGCCGGGAAGACUCGAGCAGAUGAAUCAGCAGCGCUUUUGUUCAACAUCGUAUCAGGAACUUCCAUGUCGUGCCCCCAUGUAUCCGCAAUUGUGGCUCUUUUAAGGGCUAUUCAUCCCACCUGGAGUCCUGCUGCCCUUAAAUCAGCCCUUGUGACCGCAGCUUCUUCAACUGAUGAAUACCGUCAGCCUGCAUUUGCAGAAGGAGCUCCACACAAACAGGCCGAUCCAUUCGAUUAUGGCGGUGGCCAUGUUGAUCCAAACAAAGCCAUAGAUCCCGGGUUGAUCUUCGACCUAACGACAAAAGACUACUUAGGUUUCCUAUGCGCAAUGGGCUACAACAACACAGCCAUCAGCUUACUAACUGGCCUUGAUCAUUCCCCCUGUCCUAACACCAGUAACAAUAACUUCCUGGCAAACUUCAAUCUGCCUUCCAUAUCAAUCCCUGAGUUGAAGCAUUGCGUGACGGUAUCAAGAACAGCGACGAAUGUCGGGCCUGAGGAAUCUGUUUACUUUGUUCGGGUUGAAUCUCCACCCGGGAUAGAUGUGGAAGUGGAUCCUCCAAUGUUGAAUUUUGAUAAUGGUGCUAAAAAGAAGUUGAAGUUUAAGGUUAGGAUAUGUCCUAGGUUGAGGGUACAAGGAAGCUACGUUUUUGGAAACUUGUUUUGGGAGGAUGGAUUUGAUCAUGUGGUGAAGUUACCUUUAAUAGUUCGACCUGUCAUUGACAAUUUUGUGUACUAAUAGUUUGCAAAUAAUGCAAUGCCUUUGGUUAUCUGCAGUCUUUUUAUUUUAGUAACUGCGGUAGAAAUCAAACCGUCAAUCUUUUUAAAUGUAAUGAUGUUAAAAUCGAAUUGUAUCUAACAUGCUUACUAAAAGCCCCGCUCUUUAAAAUAUUU
Molecule: messenger RNA, 2835 nt
Organism: Oldenlandia corymbosa var. corymbosa
Lineage: Eukaryota; Viridiplantae; Streptophyta; Magnoliopsida; Gentianales; Rubiaceae
Source: the annotation of a GenBank genome assembly